Messenger RNA from Nymphaea colorata (pocket water lily), 2113 nucleotides. RefSeq names its product pyruvate kinase isozyme A, chloroplastic-like. Gene Ontology annotation, molecular function: potassium ion binding; magnesium ion binding; pyruvate kinase activity. The record is from RefSeq and is a predicted model, not a curated record. Gene Ontology annotation, biological process: glycolytic process. Gene Ontology annotation, cellular component: cytoplasm; chloroplast stroma. NCBI's taxonomy places the organism in Eukaryota, Viridiplantae, Streptophyta, Magnoliopsida, Nymphaeales, Nymphaeaceae.
UCUCUGUGCGCGCGAACUUGCUGUGUCCCUCUGAAGCGGCGACCAAAGAAGACUAAGGGGGCGCAGGGGAAGAAGAAGCGGGAGGAGGGGAAGGAGAAGGGCGAAGCCAGGACGAUGGCGCAAACAAUCCACGCUCUCAUACCGUCCUCUUCCACAUGUCUCCACCGUCGCUCCACCGCCGCCACCAUUACUUCCAUCCCUAAAUCGAAGUCAUUCGUAGUCCUUUCCCAAUCCCCUUGCUUCUCCCGUGGCCGCCCCUCUCGGAGCUCUAUCUCGGCCGUCUACGAGUUGGAUAGCUCCCCGGCGGCAGUCUCCAACGGGCGGGGACCAGCGGUGGCGGUGGAUACGUCGUCUGCCGUCAUCGAGAUAGACGCCGUGAGCGAGGCGGAGCUGAAGGAGAAUGGGUUCCGGUGCACUCGUCGGACUAAGCUCGUCUGCACCGUUGGGCCUGCGACGAACGGGUUUUCACAGAUAGAGGCGCUGGCCAUGGGUGGGAUGAACGUCGCACGCAUUAAUAUGUGCCACGGCACCCGGGAGUGGCACAGAGAUGUGAUUCGGAAGGUGAGGAAGCUCAACGACGAGAAAGGAUACGCAGUCGCCAUCAUGAUGGACACAGAGGGAAGUGAGAUCCACAUGGGCGAUCUCGGCGGUUCCUCGUCUGCUAAGGCGGAGGAUGGUGAAAUUUGGACUUUCAGUGUCCGAGCUUUUACAUUACCUCUUCCAGCACGCACCAUUAGUGUUAACUAUGAUGGCUUUGCUGAAGAUGUGAAGGUGGGAGAUGAGCUUCUUGUGGAUGGAGGAAUGGUGCGGUUUGAUGUGAUUGAGAAGAUUGGUCCAGAUGUGAUAUGUCGUUGCACAGAUCCUGGUCUGCUGCUACCUCGUGCUAAUCUGACAUUAAGGAGGGACGGUAGCCUUGUUCGUGAAAAGAAUGCAAUGCUUCCAACUAUUUCUUCCAAGGAUUGGCUUGAUAUUGAUUUUGGUAUUGCUGAGGGUGUAGACUUCAUUGCGAUCUCGUUUGUCAAGUCAGCUGAAGUAAUACAUCAUCUGAAGAGCUAUAUUUCUGCUCGAACUCGUGGCAGUGAUAUUGCAGUAAUUGCAAAAAUUGAAAGUAUUGACUCAUUGAACAAUCUCAAAGAGAUCAUUCGUGCAUCUGACGGGGCCAUGGUUGCUAGAGGUGAUCUUGGUGCGCAAAUUCCAUUGGAAGAAGUGCCUUCAGCACAACAGGAGAUAGUAAGAUUAUGUAGGCAGCUCAACAGGCCUGUGAUUGUUGCAUCACAACUUCUUGAGUCCAUGAUUGAGUACCCUACACCCACAAGGGCUGAAGUUGCAGAUGUUUCUGAAGCAGUGAGACAGCGAGCAGAUUCUCAUGCUCUCAUGCUCUCAGGAGAGUCAGCUAUGGGCCAAUAUCCUGAGAAAGCUCUAGCUGUGUUGAAAAGUGUGAGUCUUCGAAUGGAGAGGUGGUGGAGAGAGGACAAACGCCAUGAAGCGUCAAAUCUUUCUGAUAUUUCAUCUUCCUUUAGUGAUCAGAUCUCAGAGACAAUCUGCAAUUCUGCUGCUAGAAUGGCAAACAGCCUGGAAGUGGAUGCCAUUUUUGUGUAUACAAGAACAGGUGGUAUGGCUUCUCUUUUGUCACGAUGCCGCCCUGAUUGCCCCAUUUUUGCCUUCACAACAACAACCUCUGUGCGUCGUCGACUAAAUCUGCAAUGGGGACUGAUACCCUUUAGGCUAAGUUUCUCUGAUGACAUGGAGAGCAAUCUCAACAGGACAUUCUCAUUAUUGAAAGCCAGGGGAAUGAUACAAUCAGGAGACCUAGUAAUUGCCGUCUCUGAUAUGUUGCAGUCUAUUCAGGUGAUCAAUGUACCUUAAUCAUGCUUGAUUCUUCUUCUUCUUUUUACCCCACAAUUAGAGAGAAACUUUAGUGAGUUGAAUUAUUUUUCUUCACAUCCUUUUGUACUUGGGUAAGGAAUAUGUUUAUCUCAUCUUUGAGUUCUGAGGAUGAUAUCCCAUGAUUCAUGCACAUUACAUCAUUUUUUCCAAGAUAUCACUUCUUUUGCCAGUACCUCAUUACUGUUAUAUAAAUGAGCUUCAUUGUGAUUGCUUUGAUUUGUCUCCA